This is a messenger RNA of Paralichthys olivaceus (Japanese flounder), 843 nucleotides long. It is a transcript of the gene sigmar1, whose product is annotated as sigma non-opioid intracellular receptor 1. Gene Ontology annotation, cellular component: endoplasmic reticulum. The record is from RefSeq and is a predicted model, not a curated record. Lineage: Eukaryota; Metazoa; Chordata; Actinopteri; Pleuronectiformes; Paralichthyidae.
CAGGAAGAAGCCGGGCCAUGGGACACGCCUCUAAGAAGCUACCUGAGCUGCACAUGUAGUCAAACCUCUCUCUCUCUGUUUGUGUGUCUGUGCGCCUGUGCGUGUGUGUGUGUGUGUCCGCCAUGUCCGCAGUUAGAACGUGUUUGCGGCUGCUCGUGCUCGCCGCAGUCUCCGUCCUGGUCGUUCUGCUGCUGCGACACUGGAUCGCCACCAAACAACACGUGUUCGACAGAGACGAAGUCGCCAAAUUAGCCAAACAAUACUCAGGACAGGACCAUGAGCAGGCCUUCUCCAAAGUGGUGGUGGAGCUCAGGAAGAGGUAUCCUGGCCACAUCCUGCCAGACGAGGACCUGCAGUGGGUGUUCGUGAACGCUGGAGGUUGGAUGGGCUCCAUGUGUCUGCUCCACGCUUCACUUACAGAGUACUUGCUGCUGUUUGGUACCGCAGUCGACACAGGAGGACACUCGGGUCGUUACUGGGCAGAGAUUUCUGACACUAUCAUCUCCGGCACCUUCAGACAAUGGAAGGAGGGGACAACCAAGAGCGAAGUGUUCUACCCUGGUGACACCAUCUUACACGGUGUAGGCGAGGCCACGUCAGUCCAGUGGAGUGCCGGGACGUGGAUGGUGGAAUACGGCAGAGGUUUCAUCCCGUCCACGCUGGGAUUCGCUCUGGCUGACACGCUGUUCAGCACCCAGGACUUCCUCACAAUGUUCUACACUGUACGUGUCUACGUGAAGGGUAUGCUGCUGGAGGCCGGUACGCUACUUACAGAAGCCGGAGUUUUCUGAGGCGCGGUCGAGGCUCGGAGGAACUGCACACUGACAGUAAACUCAAAAAGAU